AGCUCGGCACGGCUCGGCACGAGUCGGCACGAGUCGUCCAGGCGGAAAUGUGAAGUAGUUCGGCACGUGUGGAUCCGGAUGUUAAACCUGGUCGUUCUGUUCUGGUUUAUAUUUACCUGUGAUGGGGUUGUACAUCCGGCUGUGAUUGACAGGUGGUGGGCAGGGUUAUCGAACCAGCACGGUGUUGGACUGGUUCUGGUACUGGAUUAGUUCCUGCAGCUCCGACACGGUCAGUUCGGAGGGAAAGACUCUAAAACCACAACGAACUCCGAUUGAAAUCCUCUAUUUUAACGUAGCCUCGUUCGCCUGCAGUGACUGACUUGUCGGACGCGGGAAAAGUGAAGUUUGGAUUGAUGACAUCCCUCUGAAAAAGUUAUUUCAUUAGGAGUCUGUGCCGAUUGGAAGAGCCGUGUGUGACCUCUGAUCAAAGAUCCGCUGAGGGUUUCUCUCUUGGUGUAAUGAGUAGAGAGAGGAAAGUAUUUAAACGGUACAGUUGUUAAAGGAAGUUCGGAGUGGAGCAAACUAGAGAAUGUCUGAAGAAGUUCCACUUGAGGGGGACCAGUCGCUGUCCACCCAGUCGCCAUCCCAGGCCCAGUCCACCCAGUCGCCAUCCCAGGCCCAGUCCACCCAGUCGCCAUCCCAGGCCCAGUCCACCCAGUCGCCAUCCCAGUCUAAGUGCCAGUCCCAGCCUGGUUCCAGUUCUUCCAGCGGCCCGACCUCUGGCAGCCAAUCGUCCAGCGGCUCUGGGACUCUGAGCAGCAUGGACACCAUCCCCGUCACCCUGCCGUCCGUCCCUGAGGAGCCUGAACCACAACCCUGGGGCCGGCUGCUGCCCAUGGCCCGAGGCUUUAGGAGCCAUGACUGUAUAGAGGACCAGUACCUGUUUGGACGGGACUCUAAAUGUCAGUACGUCCUGGACGAUCCUGAUGAUCGAGGAUCCAAAAAGUUCAGAAUCUACAGCAAGAAACACUUUAGGAUCUACAGAGAGGACAGUGAGGUCUUUGUGGAGGACUACAGUAAUAACGGGACGUUUGUUGACGGGAUACUGAUCGGUAAAGACAGGAAGCUUCCUCUGGUCAACAACGCCGUCCUCUCUCUGGCUGAGCAGCGGAACAAAGUCUUUGUCUUCAUUGACCUGAUGUCUGAUGAUCAGUCCAGUCUACCUAAAGAGCUUCAGGAGAAAUAUCUGCUGACUCGACGCAUCGGCACAGGAGUCUGUGGUGAAGUCAAACUGGCCUUUGAGAGAUCGACCUGUAAGAAAUUUGCAGUGAAAAUAAUAAACAAGAACAACUUCAAGUCUGAAGGGACGGCGACACGAAACGCAAAGACAGAGGUCGAGAUUCUCCAGAGGAUUGACCACCCUUGUCUCAUAAAGACAGAGGACUUCUAUCACACGGAGGACAGUUACUACAUCGUGUUGGAGCUGAUGGAGGGAGGGGAACUGUUCCACAAAGUCAAGUCUCAGCAGCAGCUUCGCGAGUCUGUUGCCAAACUUUACUUUUACCAGAUGCUCAGAGCGGUCCAGUACCUCCACAGUAACGGGAUCAUCCACAGGGACCUGAAACCAGAGAAUGUCCUGCUGUCCUCACAGGACGACGUCUGUCUCAUCAAGGUGACAGACUUUAACCAGUCCAGGAUCCUGGAGGAGGCCGUGUUGAUGAGGACUCUCUGUGGGACCCCGUCCUACCUGGCUCCUGAGGUCUUCACCCACGCCUCCACCACAGGGUAUGGCCUCGCUGUGGACGCCUGGAGCCUCGGAGUCCUGCUCUUCGUCUGUCUGGGUGGUUAUCCUCCGUUUCAUGAGAGUUUUGGUCGUCAGUCCAUCACAGAUCAGAUCGUAAGAGGGGAAUUUACUAUGGUUCAGUCCAAAUGGAAACACGUCUCUGAUCAAGCGAAGGAUGUGGUGAGGAAGCUGUUGGUGGUUGAUCCCAGUAAGAGGAUGACUAUAGAAGAAGCUCUGCGGCACCCCUGGUUACAGGAUCGAAUGAUGACGGAGACAGCUCACAAGCUGAUGUACCCCCCUGGACACCCCAGUGCCGCUAUGGAGGCGGAGUCAGCCUCAGGUUCCUCCAGCAGGAAACGAGGACGAGAUGAAGAGGAGGAGGAGGAGGAACAUCCAGCCAAACGGAGCCAAGCCACACCCCCUGUUCCACUGUAGUUGACCAAUCAGAUUGAGCUGUUCCUACCUAUACUACUGAAACACUCCACUGUAAAUAAUUUGUAAUGUUUUCUAAUAAAGUCUUUUAUAUUUUUCA
Messenger RNA from Seriola aureovittata, 2255 nucleotides. It is a transcript of the gene chek2, whose product is annotated as checkpoint kinase 2. The transcript has 15 exons. Bases 530 to 2158 code for a protein of 542 amino acids. The record is from RefSeq and is a predicted model, not a curated record. Gene Ontology annotation, molecular function: ATP binding; protein binding; protein serine/threonine kinase activity. Gene Ontology annotation, cellular component: cytoplasm; nucleus. NCBI's taxonomy places the organism in Eukaryota, Metazoa, Chordata, Actinopteri, Carangiformes, Carangidae. Gene Ontology annotation, biological process: mitotic DNA damage checkpoint signaling; protein phosphorylation.